GACGGACAGGAAACAGUUGAGGUUGAGGGCAAAAUAAGAUGGCGCUUUUCCUGUUAAGAGGAUGUCGGAGGUUGUCAUCGUUAAACGGCUGUUGUCACUCUUUAAAACAUAAACCUGUCAUCCAUACCCGGUGGAGAAAAGCACAUUUAUCGUUUCUAUUUUCUGGUAGUGUGGGGGAGUCUGUUCGGCCGUACAGCUCCGAACCCAAGCACAAUCGGAAAAUGGUGGUCGUCGGCAUCCCAAACCCUUUUAUUUGGAUAAGAACACGAAUUUACUACUUUCUUAUCAGAGCAUACUUUGAUUCAGAAUUCAACAUCCAAGAAUUCACACUUGGAGCGAAACAGGCCUUCUGCCAUGUUUCCAAACUGUUGUCUCAGUGUCAUUUUGAUGCUCUUGACGGCCUGGUGGCUAAAGACUUAAUUGGUAAGCUGGAGGAAAAGUGCAGCCUGCUUCCACUGAUGUACAAGAUGGCUUUGUCUGCUGACCCCGAUGAGGUCAUGUACAGCACAACAGCAGAUAUUGGAAUCUACUACGACGACAAAGGGAGGAGGUUUGUAAGCAUUUUGAUGCGUUUCUGGUACCUGACCAGUGCACAGCUUCCUGAUGACACCUUGGAAGGGACUCGAAUCUUCCAGGCGGCUCUUGGGGAGGCAGAAACACAAAGUAAGCGGCUGCUAACUGCAAAUUACGAGUUUCAAAGGGAGUUCACUAAAGGAGUGGCACCAGACUGGACCAUUACGCGAAUAGAGCACUCCAAGCUUUUAGAUUAACAAGGAAACCCCUGUUUUGGCUUGAUUUUUGGUUGAAAUUAUUGCAGGCAAAGCAAAUAUAGAAUAGACCAUCUCCAGUGGAAAGAAGGACAAACAACAAGAACAAACAUCACGCAUACUGUCUGCAGUACAAUGCAGUUGAUGUGAAGAUCAAGUACAUUUGCAGCAUAAAAAGUAAAGUCAAUGCAAACAUUCAGUAAUUGUGAUGAAGCGCAACUUCCACUGUGAAAAAGUGGCAUCUGAAAAAGUGCACAUAGCAUAGUAGUACUACACGUGUACACAAUGACUUACAAGUAUCACUCUGUACAAGAUAAGGAUUCUUUGUUAGACAAUUUAACUUAAAUUUCUACUAGCAUUGAGACCCAUCCAUCCAUCCAUCCAUUUUCUACCGCUUGUCCCUUUUGGGAUCGCGGGGGGCGCUGGAGCCUAUCUCAGCUGCAUUCGGGCGGAAGGCGGGGUACACCCUGGACAAGUCGCCAAGUCAUCGCAGGGCCAACACAGAUGGACAGGCAACAUUCACACUCACAUUCACACAUAUUGCCAAUUUAGUGUUGCCAAUCAACCUAUCCCCAGGUGCAUGUCUUUGGAGGUGGGAGGAAGCCGGAGUACCCGUAGGGAACCCACGCAGUCACGGCGAGAACAUGCAAACUCCACACAGAAAGAUCCCGAGCCCGGGAUUGAUCUCAGGACCUUUGUAUUGUGAGGCACAUGCACUAACCCCAGUACCACCGUGCUUCCCUUAGCAUUGAGACAUGUUACAUAAUAUUUACAUGUGAAAAAUAAAAUUAACAAUAAAAUACAGACAAGUUAGUAUAGACAAAAGAUAUGCGUUGAAAUAUUGAACAAGACAAGUGCUGUGCAUGAUGGGUGACAUUUUGGUCUGAACUCUUUAGGAGAGUCAUUGUUAAAACGAUUUUUAGACUUUAUUUUACAACUCAAUCUGUUGUUGUUUUAAUAUGAAUAAUUACAUUUAAUAUAAUGAUCAAUUUGUUCGAAUGAUUUGUUGUUGUUUGACUUGAAAUACACAAAAUGGUUU
Entelurus aequoreus (snake pipefish) is the source of this 1806-nucleotide messenger RNA. It is a transcript of the gene maip1, whose product is annotated as matrix AAA peptidase interacting protein 1. Gene Ontology annotation, biological process: inner mitochondrial membrane organization; protein insertion into mitochondrial inner membrane from matrix. Gene Ontology annotation, cellular component: mitochondrial inner membrane. The transcript has 5 exons. NCBI's taxonomy places the organism in Eukaryota, Metazoa, Chordata, Actinopteri, Syngnathiformes, Syngnathidae. The coding region runs from base 39 to 770 and encodes 243 amino acids. Gene Ontology annotation, molecular function: ribosome binding. The record is from RefSeq and is a predicted model, not a curated record.